UCUUCGCUGAUGUGUUGUAAAGUAGACGUAGCAAUAGCGGGCUGAAGACUUUAUUAUCAUAGUCAUUUUUUCCUUCGGGUACACAACACCAUGCCAUAUUAUCAAACAUGGGAAGAGUUUGCCCGGGCGGCGGAAAAACUUUAUUUGGCAGACCCAAUGAAGGUCAGAGUGGUGCUAAAAUAUCGACACUGUGAUGGCAACCUCUGCAUGAAAGUCACAGAUGAUGCUGUUUGUUUACAGUACAAGACAGACCAGGCACAGGACGUUAAGAAGAUUGAGAAGCUGCAUGGAAAGUUGAUGAGAUUAAUGGUCUCCAAAGAAUCGCACAGUGGUGCCAUGGAAACGGACUGAACUAUUGGUCUCGUCACAUUUGUAUUUUUGGACAAUGGUUUUAGUGUCCGCUCCAUAUUCACCUAUGGAAUCGGAAGAGACCUAUGUUUGGAGAAUGUCUGGGAUGGGCCUGGUGGGGGGAAAUGGUUGGGGGAGUAGGUUUAAAAAGGAGAAUGACAAGCAAAGAACUUGACUUGCUAGGAGAGCAUGGGACAAGUCAUGGGACCUAUCUAUUUAUUUCCAAUCUCAAUGUGGAUUUAACCGGAAUGGAGAGACAGCAGCCUACAUUAGCAAGAUGGUAUUAUAUAUAUUUUUUUCUUCCUGUUUUAUGAUUACCUCAUUUGUUCGUAAGAACCAUGUCAAGAGACAUAUGAAGCAGGAACCUCUAGGUUUUCUUUUAAAAAUAAAUGUUCAGUUCCCACAACC
Molecule: messenger RNA, 756 nt
Organism: Chanos chanos (milkfish)
Lineage: Eukaryota; Metazoa; Chordata; Actinopteri; Gonorynchiformes; Chanidae
Gene: srp9
Product: signal recognition particle 9
Exons: 3
Coding region: 91-351 (86 amino acids)
Biological process (GO): SRP-dependent cotranslational protein targeting to membrane; negative regulation of translational elongation
Cellular component (GO): signal recognition particle, endoplasmic reticulum targeting
Molecular function (GO): 7S RNA binding
Source: RefSeq, a predicted model, not a curated record